UUUUGUUGGUAACAUGUAGCAUUGAAAAAAAUGUUAUAUAUUUGAACUAUUUUUUUUGCUUUGUCAUCAAUACUAUACUAGUGAAUUGCCAAAUGCCAAGUGUUGAUUAUAGAUGGCACCAACGGAGACCUCAAAUGACAAGAUAAGAUUCAUAACCAUACCAUUCAUUGAGUGAGUUUCUGGUUUUGGUAAAGUCCAAUUGGACAUUCUCAUCAAAAUAAAAUAUUUCCAGAACUCUAUCUCCUUUCCUUUCAGCAAGAAAUAACUAGACACUAGAUGAGUUGUAAAAUAAACUCCCUAAACCCACCAAUUCCAUGCAGAUUUUACACCAAGAAACCAAAGAUUACUAAAAUCAAAACCAUCAUCUUAUGUUCCAGUGAUGAGCAACAAAAAACCAUUACCACCAGCACUGCCAUUGAAACCCCAACAACUGAGGCUUAUAGUGUCAGUUUCAAGACAAAGAGAGCUUGCAAGCUUGGAAUUUCAUGGUACCCUGACUUUGAAUAUGAUGCAGAAGGAGGAAUGGGAACUGGGCCUGGUGCAAAGGUAACAGAAAAUCAAGCUAACAAUAAUGACCUUCUUGUUUCAUUUGAUCUUGAAACUCUGUAUAUUCCACCACUGACAAGUUCUACAACCAAGUUUCUUGGAUUACCACUGCCUCCACUUUUGAAGAUUGAUAUAGUUCCACAAGCACUCCAAGGAAGUGUUAACCAGGAAUCUGGCAAGGUUGAUCUUGAGUUCAAGGCCAAGUUCUUGUUUUCUAUUGGGAGUCUCUAUAAGGCUCCACCACUGUUGGUGAAGACAGUUUUGACAACUGAAGAAUCAAAAGGGACAGUGAAGAGUGGAAGAGGCAAGAGAUUGGAUGAAGCUGGGAACUGCACACUGGUUGGUGUUGCAACAGUUGAUCCUAUUGAUGAUUUCCUUUUGAAUUCCUUCCUUAGCCUUCCAACUGAGUGCAUUGCCAUCCUAAAUGCUGAAAUCUCCAUUGCUUCCUCUUCUUCUUAAGAUCUCCUCACAAAAUUUGGAUUUAGUUUAAAACCAAUUUAUAGUCAUGGUAUGCACAUUGGAAAUUCAAUUCGAGGUUCAAUGAAGGCAACAGUUAAAACUAGACUAGUUUAGCUGUUUGAGCCAAGUGACCUGUCAUAUGUAAUGUAAGCUUUUUGUAUAGCAUUUUGUAGUCAUGCUAGAACCUCUUCAUUAUAGUCACUAUAUCCAAAUCAGAAAUUCAGCGAAAUGGUGCAAUUGUAUAGCACUGCCCAUAGCAAUUCUACUUUGUGUUGCUUAUACAAAAAACACAGUAAUCUUUUCUCCAUUAAUCAUAUGCCCUCGUGGGAAUUGCUGAGAAUAA
Messenger RNA from Lotus japonicus, 1348 nucleotides. RefSeq lists its product as uncharacterized. NCBI's taxonomy places the organism in Eukaryota, Viridiplantae, Streptophyta, Magnoliopsida, Fabales, Fabaceae. The transcript has 2 exons. The record is from RefSeq and is a predicted model, not a curated record. Bases 277 to 1005 code for a protein of 242 amino acids.